Messenger RNA from Peronospora farinosa, 1089 nucleotides. NCBI's taxonomy places the organism in Eukaryota, Oomycota, Peronosporomycetes, Peronosporales, Peronosporaceae. The record is from the annotation of a GenBank genome assembly.
AUGGCGUCGACAACGUUCGACCGCGAGCUGCACGUUCGCUACUUCCUUACGAAUUUACGGUCGCUCCCGGCCCCAUACGCAUCUCAGGACUCACAGCGUGUGGUCUUGGCCUUCUUCUGCAUACACGGACUGGCAUUGCUGGGGGAAUUGGAGCGUGUGGAUCGGCACCAAGUCAUCGAGUGGGUGUAUAGCCUCCAAGUGCCUCCGGACUGCCACGACGCCAGCCUCAAUGCCGGUAACUGCGGCUUUCAAGGUGGCACCUUUAUGGGGAACGUCUUUGGUUGUCCAUCAUCCCAGUACGAGAGCGAAGUGUACGAUUCGGGCAACAUCGCGUCGACGUUCGCUGCACUCUGCAUCCUCCGCACACUUGGGGACGAUCUCAGUCACGUGCACAAAGCAGCCAUUAUCAACUCGCUUACACACCUACAGAACAAGAAGACGGGAUGCUUUUCGUCCGUGAAAUCGGGAUCCGAGGAAGACAUGCGGUUUGUCUACUGCGCCUGUGCCAUUUCCUACAUUCUGGACGACUGGUCUGGCAUCGACUUGAUGGCAAUGGUGCGCUUCAUCAACUCAUGUCUGAAUUAUGACGGAGGGAUCGGCCUUAAUGAUGGCGCCGAAUCGCAUGGCGGAGCUGUAUUUACUGCCAUCGCGUCGCUUUCUCUGUCAGGACAAAUGGCACAGCUCAACUGCGAGCAAUCGGAGCUCGUGCGCUGGUUGGUGUUCCGACAACAAGGCGGUUUCCAGGGACGAUGCAACAAGAGCCCAGACUCGUGCUACGCUUUCUGGAACGGCGCGACUCUCGCUCUGCUAGGCAAACACCAUUUAGUGAACAUUCCAAGCUGCAAGCAAUUUAUCUACUCAUGUCAAUUUCCUUUUGGCGGACUGUGCAAGUACCCUGACACAGUGCCGGACGUGAUGCAUUCCUACCUCAGCCUAGCGUGGCUAAGCAUCGCGGCACACUCAAGCCCCAAUAUGAACGAGGACGAGGCAAAUUGUGAACUUCCCAAGCUCGUAGCGUUAAACACGAAGCUUCAAGUGCCAAUGUUUCCGAAGUUGCCGAGCUUGCCGAUGAAGCGAGGCAGUAAAUGA